UAAACAGGAAGUGUUGGAGAUCGAUACGGAUCUCUCCAGUCUCCAUAAAAUAAGGGAAUGAUGCACGACAAUUCAAAAUUAUGAGUGGGUUACUAACGAUACAAAGCUUAAUGGAAAUGGGUGAAGUUUCCCUUUAAGAUCCAAAAAAAAAGCGGAAGAGUGCGCAGAAGACAACUACGCAGGUUUGUGCGCAGAUGUAGCCUGCUUCCACAGGCCUCACGUGGAGGUACAGGCGAAAGAACACAUUCCUGAUCAACACAGCCUGAAGGAUGGCUUCAAAGAUCUACUACACCGGAGAGGGUGGUGUACGCUUCAAGAAAAGGAAAGCACGGUUCAGUUUCAGUGAAGUACACAUCAUGUUGGAUGAAGUGAAAAAACAUCACCAUAUACUUGUUGGGAGACGUUAUCAUAGCGUGCACAGCAACCUGAGAAAGCGCACGUGGGCUACAGUAACCGCGGCCGUCAAUGAGAUCGGCGAGUGCCAGCGCGAGGUCAUCGAGGUGGUCAAGAAGUGGUCGGACCUCAAGUGCGACACCCGCAGGAAGCUGAUGGCCAUGCGUACCUCGAGCCCGGGCAACCAAAGCCUCGGCUUCCGCAGAACCCGGGACCUGAGUGCCACGGAGAAAAUUGUGCACCAGAUCCUACAGAUGGACCACAAGAACCCGAGAAGCCUGGAGGAACACAGUCCAGUGGGCGAGGAGGGGCUGGAUGAUCGGGGGGAGUCUUCUCUCAUGGGAGACGAGGACUGGAACCCCCUGACUCCCCCUGACUUAGACGUGCGGCCGCCUAUUGCCUCGUACUUGCUGGACACGCGUGCCAUCCAAAACCUUCAAGAAGAUCCAUCGGUCGCCGCAUACUCGAAAGCGCCGUCGCCGGACCACUUCCGCCGUCCGCCCCCGCCGCAAGCCACGUUGGCCCCCCUCUCCUCCUUAGCGGCGUUGGCGCCGUCACCCUCGGCGUCCUCCUCUUCCUUCUCGGCCGUCCUGCCCGAGACGCCGGCCCCCCCACUGGACGCGCAGGGCUCCAUGCUGCAGAGUGCGGCGCUCAGCCUGCAGGAGCAGCACACCGCCAACGUGCUGCUGGAGACGGUGUCGCGCUCCCUGGAGCUGCUGGCCGAGUCGCUGCAGCAGCUGGCCGAGAGCCAGCACUCGUUUGUGCGGCAGUCCCUGCAGCUGCAGCGCGAGACGGUGGACGUGCUCCGGAACUUUGCGGGCGGCGCCGUCGCCCUCAUGCACGACAAACUCAACGGAAAGCCGCCACUGUAGCGGACGCCGGGGGGGGGGGGGGGGGGGGGGCGUUAAGGAACGACAAAAGGGCCACGCGGUUAAAGUGUUUUUAAUUUGCGGCCGUUGGACCCAAAUAGUCUGGUACUUGAGGCCGCAAAGACCGACGUCAAAAUCCAACGAUGACUUAGUGGAAUCCCCUAACCGUACAGUUUAUACUGCUUCGAGAACCAUGGGAUGAGGAACUUUGAAUGAAUCCACCAGUGUUGAAGUUCCAACCUGUGGAAUAGUAAUGGAGGAGUAACUGUGUCUCACUGCUAGCUACGUUUCCCCAGACAUUAAUAUUUGUAGGGAUACAGAUGAGGUGUAUUUUGAGCAACGAUCAAUGUGAGCAACGAUUGUUUGCUAUGUUGAGUGUUGGGAUUUUUUUACACUUUAUAUACAUUCUUUCUGACUGUGACCAUUAUAUGGUCAGUAUUUUUGUGCCAGGCAGAUUUACGUGUGCAUUUCUAAGCAAGGCAGGAUUUUUAUGUACUUUAAGGUGAGGGAUUUUUAAUGAUUCAAAACAAUGCUAUAC
Messenger RNA from Gadus macrocephalus (Pacific cod), 1800 nucleotides. RefSeq lists its product as uncharacterized. The record is from RefSeq and is a predicted model, not a curated record. NCBI's taxonomy places the organism in Eukaryota, Metazoa, Chordata, Actinopteri, Gadiformes, Gadidae. Gene Ontology annotation, cellular component: nucleus. The transcript is spliced from 4 exons. Bases 270 to 1265 code for a protein of 331 amino acids.